GCUGCUCCCACCCGCGCCUGGUGGAGCGGAGCCUGCAAGGAUGGGGACCAAGCUGCUCUGCCUGUGCCUCCUCGCAGCGCUCCUCGGCUACUACAUCUACAGCCCGCUGCCCCAGGACCUGGCCGAGCCCUGGACGGUGAUGCUCGUCUCGGCUGCCUUCAGGGCCGUGGGGCACCUGUCGGAGGCGGCCGAGCUGCUGGGGCUGAUGCACUACAUGGAGAGCUUGAGGCUGAUCACGGUUGUCGAGCUGGUCGCUCCCACCUCCGAUGAGAACGUCACUGUGACAGAGACAGAGUUCGAGCAGGUCCCCGUGCGCCUGUACCUGCCCAGGAGGGCAGCCGGGGGGCUCAGGAGGGCCAUGCUCUACUUCCACGGCGGCGGCUGGUGCCUGGGAGACGCAGGCAUGCACGGCUAUGACUACAUGUCACGGAGGAUUUCAAACGAGCUAAAUGCUGUCGUGGUGUCAGUCAACUACAGGCUGGCCCCUCCGCACCGUUUCCCCGCCCAGUUUGAAGAUGUGUACGUGGUGACCAAGUUCUUCCUCCAGAGCGAGGUCCUGGCCCAGUACGGGGUGGACCCUGCGCGGGUCUGCGUGGCCGGGGACAGCGCCGGGGGCAACCUGGCUGCGGCCGUGGCACAGCAGCUGUCGGAGGACCCUGAAGUCAAAACGAAGCUCAAAGCUCAAAUUCUGAUCUACCCGGCUCUGCAGGCCCUGGACCUGAAUCUGCCGUCCUACCGAGACAACGCCGACAAGCCGAUCCUGUCCAGGUCGCUGAUGGUCAGGUUCUGGAGCGAGUAUUUCACGUCGGAGCCCGCUCUCAGGGAGGCCAUGGACUCCAACAGGCACGUCCCGGCCGAGUCCAGCCACCUGUUCCAGUUUGUGAACUGGAGCCGCUGGCUGCCCGCGGAGAUGAGGAAGGCUCACGCGUACGGCGGCCCCACGCCGGGCGGAGCGGAGCUGGCGCGGAGGUUCCCCGGCUUCCUGGACCCGCGGGCGUCGCCGCUGCUGGCCAGCGAGGCCCGGCUGCGCCACGUGCCUCCCGCCUACAUCCUGACCUGCGAGCACGAUGUGCUGCGCGACGACGGCAUCAUGUACGCGGAACGGCUCCGCGCCACCGGCGUGCCCGUCACGCACCACCACGCCAAGGAUGCCUUCCACGGCGCCGUCACCUUCCUCCUGUGGCCGUUCAAGCUGGCCGUGGGCCAUCGGCUGUUCGACGCCUGCCUGGACUGGCUGAAGGAGCACCUGUGAGCGGGAAAUGGAGCCCACCCGCCCGCCAGCUGUGGCUGGGGCCACGGAGCCGGGCUGGAUUUGGUUCCGUCUCCCUUGCAAUUCCCACAGUGUAGGGGCUGGAGCGUGUCCCACCUUCUCUGGCAGGAAAUCAGCCUGAUCCCGACCUGCAUGUUCUCCCGUGCUGUCCUCUGAACUUCAAACCCCAGACUGCCAGCACUGCCCUGGGGCUCCUCUUCUGGCCUGCAGCCUCUGGGAUCUGGUGUUUUGUCUCUGUUGCUGCUUCUUUCUCCCUGUCACAGCAGCCUCAGACCGGCGCGUGUGCCGAAGGGCCGGGUCGCUGUGGGACACGGGACGCGCUCUCUGGCUGCUGUCCUGUGUCCCCUUUGGCUCUGAGGGAUGUGGCAGCAGGGCUCCUGCUGCCGGGGGUGAUGGGGUGAACAGAAGCACCGGGAGGCUGCAGGAGGCUGGAGGGACCUGCCCAUCCAGGCUGGGCUGGGGCUGCUGUUCCUGCCCUGCACAGCUUGAGGGAAACACUUGGAAACCCUGUGGGAUGGCUGAAAAAUUGUGCAAGUGUUUUAGGCUUUGUUUGUUUGUUUUGGGGGUUUUGUUUAUUUGGGGUUUUUUGGUGUGUUGUGGGUUUUCCUUAAAGCACAUCUCUUUUUCCUACUUCCUUUCUUUAAUCCUUGAACUAGCAGGAAAUAGUGAAGCAAACCAGCACUGGAUAUUCACUGGAAAAAGGAAGCUGUGAAGGUCCCAGCCUUACGUUAACACUGCUGCAUGGUCUGUGCUCCACUUACCUGUUAAGUCAUGUACUAGGUGUUCUAUUGUCCUUAAUAUUGUUCAUCAGAUUCUACAUAUGUUUUCUUAUAAUCUAGAAUUAGCUUAGUAGCUUUAUAGGCUUGAAAAAGAAACAUGGUUCAGCUGGCUGUGUGGAACAAAAAACCUCUGUGUAAAUGUUCUGUGUGUUAAAUAGAAACCCUAAAAUUUUUGACUGAGGCAUGAAUGCAGGGGUUGGCUGUUGGUUUAAGCAAAUCAAACACUGAGCAGGUACUUCACGUAUCCUGCUUUUCUUUUGCAUAAAAGGUACUGAAUCUUCAAUAAUUCUGGGUUAUUUUUCCUGAGCGUGUGCAGCCUGUUCAGAUGGAAUGCGUACGGGAUGAUUGCUGUUUUCCAUCUUUACUAAGCUGGGUAUAAACAUUAAACCUGGUUUUGAUUCCA
Messenger RNA from Cyanistes caeruleus (blue tit), 2452 nucleotides. RefSeq names its product arylacetamide deacetylase (gene AADAC). The record is from RefSeq and is a predicted model, not a curated record. Lineage: Eukaryota; Metazoa; Chordata; Aves; Passeriformes; Paridae. Gene Ontology annotation, cellular component: membrane. Gene Ontology annotation, molecular function: carboxylic ester hydrolase activity.